Labeo rohita (rohu) is the source of this 1544-nucleotide messenger RNA. RefSeq names its product homer scaffold protein 3b (gene homer3b). The transcript has 9 exons. Gene Ontology annotation, biological process: regulation of store-operated calcium entry; G protein-coupled glutamate receptor signaling pathway. Gene Ontology annotation, cellular component: cytoplasm; postsynaptic density; plasma membrane. Lineage: Eukaryota; Metazoa; Chordata; Actinopteri; Cypriniformes; Cyprinidae. Bases 401 to 1474 code for a protein of 357 amino acids. Gene Ontology annotation, molecular function: G protein-coupled glutamate receptor binding. The record is from RefSeq and is a predicted model, not a curated record.
GAGUGGGGUAGGUCAAUAUGAGUGAACGCUGUAGUAUUCAGGGGGUGCAGAUUACUUGUGAAAUUUGACUAUGAGGACUCCACGAAAGGUAACAGCAGAAAUGCACGCUCAUUUUGUGCUUUUCAACAGCGUGGAAAUAGCGAGGCCGUUGAAGAAAAACUAACAGGACUAUGAGGACGAGAAACCGAGAGCCAACAGAUACACUAGACAAAGGAGAGCUCCAUUUCCAUAAAAACACUCCAUAACGGAGCAAACAAAGCACAACAACUGUUUUGACACUUACACUGCUGUAUGGUUAUCGCCAUUUAAACAGGACAGACUGGACUGAAACCGAGCCUGCGUGGAUCAGUUGGGAAAGAAAGCUGGAGUGGUUGAAAUUCACUGAUUUACUUCUGUGAAAAUGGGGGAGCAGCCACUGUUCAGCAUGAAGGCACACGUCUUCCAGAUUGACCCGGCCACUAAACGAAAUUGGAUUCCGGCCAGCAAACACGCCGUCACAGUCUCCUUCUUCUAUGAUGCCGGCAGGAGCGUUUAUCGCAUUAUCAGCGUAGGGGGGACUAAGGCGAUUAUUAACAGCACCAUUACACCUAAUAUGACUUUCACGAAGACCUCACAGAAGUUUGGCCAGUGGGCGGACAGCAGGGCCAACACAGUAUACGGUCUUGGGUUUGCCACAGAGCAGCAGCUUCAGCAGUUCUCAGAGCAGUUUAAAGAGUUUAAGGAGGCUGCACGGCUCGUUCGGGACAAAUCACAGGAGAAGUUUGAGCUGUUGAGUCCUGGCCUAAACAUCUCUUCCCCACAGGUGCUGUCAGAGGACCGUCAGUCUCCUCCAUUGCUUGGUGUCAAUGGCUCCAGUGAAGACAAGUUGUUUCGCAGCAAGAGUGCUGACAUGGAGGAAUCCACAGAGAAAGAACAGAUGAGGAAGAUGCUUUCUGAAGGGUCGAUAUGCGAGAGAAACUCGGAAGCCGAGCUGUUUUCUCUUCGGGACAGCAACGCUAAGCUGGUCGCCGCUCUUCAUGAAGCUAACAGCAGCAUUGACCAAUGGAAAAAACAGUUAGCAGAGUAUCAGGAGGAAACGGAUCGCCUACGAGAGCAGGUUGCAGAUCUGGAGGCUCAGAGCGGGGUUUCUGCUUCCAGCGAGACGGGCAAUGAUGAGCUCACACAGACUAUGGCAGAGAUGGAGGCUCUUAUCAGAGCUAAAGAUGAGGAAAUAAAGAUUCUGCGAGGCAAGAAACCAGAUUUAAGUGAGUUGGAGAAAGAAAGGGAAGAGGCCUGUCAAAGGAUACAGGAUCUGGAAGCGCAGAACUCCGAGUUGGAGAAACGAGUGCGAACGGUAGAGAACGCUUUAUCUUCAUCCCAGGACGCCCAGACCAGAGCGGAGAGCGCGGUGCAGAAGGUCAUUGAAACUUUAGACGUCAAGAUCUACGACUUAAGCGACCUGAGACAGAACCUAGCCAAGCUCCUGGAGAAAUGACCACUGCGCUCAGACAUUACAAGGUGAAAAAAGAGAGGCAGAUGAGAUCUCUCUACUGGAAUCUUCCCAA